Molecule: messenger RNA, 1425 nt
Organism: Radiomyces spectabilis
Lineage: Eukaryota; Fungi; Mucoromycota; Mucoromycetes; Mucorales; Radiomycetaceae
Product: putative PEP8-vacuolar protein sorting/targeting protein
Exons: 9
Coding region: 105-1031 (308 amino acids)
Biological process (GO): retrograde transport, endosome to Golgi; intracellular protein transport
Cellular component (GO): endosome; retromer complex
Source: RefSeq, a predicted model, not a curated record
CGGACCUUGAAUGUGGGAUUCUUGCCGAAAGUCUCUCAUUUUUCUUUCUCAUAACCUUUUAUCUUCCUUUUUUCUAUCCCGACAAUAGACUAUACAAACCCACUAUGUCUAUGGCAAGCCUUUUCGGUCUUUCUACCCCGGUAGAAAUAGAUGUUCAGUUCACCAACGAAGACUCCAGAAAGCAUGUUGAAGUCAAGCUCGAUAAAGAUGCACGUGAGAACUACCCUGUGUAUCUAGACGGUGAGACUGUGAACGGCAAGAUAAACAUUCGAUUGAAGGAUGGCAAAAAGUUGGAACACAACGGUAUCAAAGUGGAGUUCGUCGGCAGCAUAGAACUCUUUUACGAUCGUGGUAAAUCGCACGAAUUUUUGGCACUAUCGCAGGAAUUGGCGGCACCGGGCGAUCUCCGUCAGAACACGUCGUUUGACUUUGAAUUCAAGAAUGUCGAAAAGCAAUAUGAAUGUUACAAUGGCAUCAAUGUCAAGCUUCGAUAUUUUGUACGGGUCACCAUUGCUCGUCGUUUAAACGAUGUCGUGCGUGAACGCGAUAUCUGGGUUUAUUCUUACCGAAUGCCGACCGAAGUCAACAACUCCAUCAAGAUGGAAGUCGGUAUUGAGGAUUGUCUGCAUAUCGAAUUCGAAUACAACAAGUCAAAAUAUCAUCUGAAGGAUGUCAUUGUUGGCAAAAUCUACUUUUUGCUCGUUCGUAUAAAGAUUAAAACCAUGGAACUCUCAAUCAUUCGUCGUGAAACCACUGGCGCAUUACCGAAUCUGUAUAAUGAAAGCGAAACUAUCACUAAAUUCGAAAUUAUGGAUGGCGCUCCAGUAAGAGGUGAAACGAUUCCCAUCCGUCUGUUCUUGGGAGGUUUUGAGUUGGCACCAACAUUCAGAGAUGUCAACAAGAAAUUCUCCACCAGAUACUAUCUGAAUUUGGUGCUGAUUGAUGAAGAGAAUCGCCGUUACUUCAAACAGCAAGAAAUUACCAUGUAUAGACGUAAAAUUGAUGAUGGUUAUCCAGCCGACGAAGAGUAGAUGCAAGUCAUAUAAUUUGUGCCCCAUGUUCUUUUAAUGUUUGUAUCAGUAUUAUUCCCUUUCUGUCCUUUUUGUCUCGGGUUUCAAUGUGUGCGCAUCAAGUACUUGCAGAUGUUGGAAGUGAUACAAUGUAGGGCAGAGAAAUGGUCCAAUUUGCCUACCGCUGUGAGGCGGAUUUAUUUCAAUGAGAAAAACGACAUGGCAUGAAAGUAUAACUCCCUUGGAUUCCAGGGAUGUGAAGAGUGGGGAAACAUGGUGGCUAUGAUACUUGAUAAAAAUAGCUGGCUGAUGGAAAAUCCGUUCCUUAAGUUUGAACUAUUUGGUGUCAUUAAGAACAAAGGUUAUAGAUGUCGACUCAAGCAUCUUGAUCUUCAAAUGUCUUGGCUGAUAAUGU